AUGGGUUGCACUGGAGGGAAAGUAAAAGAUAUUGCUGUGCCUAUUCGCCCUAAAUCCUUACGUCCUAAUAAUGAGGAGAAAAAGCUAAAAGAUGAUACUCUAUCAGAGAGCCAAUCUAUUAAAUCUCCUAAUAACUUCACUCUCAUACAAAACGAAAGGAAAAUUUUUGUUUCAGGAGAGUCUUUUCUAGACAUUUACGAUGUCCAAGAAGUGAUCGCUAUGUUUCCCUAUGCUGAAUACCGAAAAUGCAUUCAUAAAAAAACUGGCCUGAUCAGAUCUGUUAAGAUUGUCCCAAUUCCAAAAUCUAACGAAAGCUACUUUGAUGAAAAGAGCUUAAGGCGUGAAGUCAAGGCUUUAUCAAAGCUAGAUCAUCCUAAUAUAUUAAAAAUCUUUGAUAUCCUUGCUGAUGAUAAAAGAUUUUAUAUCGUUAUGGAGUGUUGAGACGGAGGAUUGUUACUAGACAAGUUAAAAGAAGAAAGAGUUUUAACCGAAGUGCAAGUGAGCUCACUUAUUGAGCAAUUAUUGUCUGCCGUUGCAUAUGCUCAUGAUCAUAAAGUUCUGCAUCGAGACCUAUCUCCAAACUCUAUUUGCCUUAUGAAAAAAGGAAAUGAUUUAAUUAUAAAAAUAAUUGAUUUUGGGGUAUCUGCAUUUGUUGAUAUGAGUCGUCAUUAUCAAGAAAAGCUUGGAAACUCAUUUUAUACAGCCCCAGAAGUAUCUGAUGAAUUUUAUAAUGAAAAAUGCGACCUUUGGAGCAUAGGGUGUAUCAUGUAUUUAUUAUUAACCGGGAAAGCUCCAUUUAAAAAUAGAACCCAAAAAGAGCUUGAACUAAGCCUUAAACAAGAUCUUGUUGAUGUAUCCAUCCUUGAAAAUUUAUCAAUUUCUGGUAAUGCUAUAUUAUUACUCAAAGAUUUACUCAAUAAAGAUUUUUCCACAAGAAUUAGUGCGCUAGCAGCUCUGCAAAACCCUUGGGUCAAAAAUUUUCGUGAAAAUAUAAAUAUAAACCCAAAUAUCCUUCAAAAAUCUAUGGAAAAUUUAAUUUCAUUUCACUGCUCAUCAAAGCUGAAAGAUGGAAUCCAAGCCUUUAUUGCUUCCCAAAUAAUGACCCAUGAUGACUCAGAAGAACUCUUAAAAGCUUUCAAAAAUAUUGACAAAAAUGGCGACGGGAAGCUGAGCAAAGUUGAGCUUAUUAAAUUUUAUUCCAGUGUAAUGGGCGAUCAUGUAGGCAGGGAUUUUGCCAAAGAAACGCUAAAUAAUGUCGAUAUUGAUGGGAAUGGGUCUUUAGAAUUUACUGAAUUUUUAAGGGCAAGUGCUGAGCAUCAGCUUUUAUUGUCAAAAAAAAAUUUAGAAGUAACUUUUUCAAUGCUUGAUAAGGACGCAAGUGGGAAAAUUUCUGUGUCUGAGCUCCAAGAAAUGCUAGAAAAUACAAUUUUAAUAAAUAACCAAACAUGGCAAGAAAUAAUUCGAGAAGCAGACCAAAAUCUGGAUGGUGAAAUUGACAUGAAGGAAUUUUACUCUCUCCUUAUUAAUAAAUUUUAA
This is a messenger RNA of Blepharisma stoltei, 1536 nucleotides long. The record is from the annotation of a GenBank genome assembly. Lineage: Eukaryota; Ciliophora; Heterotrichea; Heterotrichida; Blepharismidae.